UCGCCAUAGGAUAGAAUCUGUGACAUCAUUGAAAAUGUCACAAAGGCGGCAUAGAAACCAUUCAGAGUUGUGUCUGCUGAAUGAACAGUAUGGAGAGAAGCCGGCUGCAAGGACUUUUAUUAUCAGAAGUGGACAGCUAGUGGUAACUCCACAAAAUAUGGCCGUCUUUUCGCGGAAAUCUCAGAAGAAGGUCUACCGUGCAGUGUCCUCCAUCAACUUUGCGAUGCUCCUCAUUGCCACUGUAACUCCUCUAUUGCUGUGGUACCCGUUUCAGGAUGGCUAUUUCUUGAGGGGAUUGUGGACCUUCUGCGAUCGGUUUGGUUGUAAUGAAAUUUUUGACCCUGGGGCCUACUUAGAUGCUGCUCAGGCCCUGUCUGUACUAACUAAUAUGGUUGGAUUAAUUGCGUUGCUUUCGUCGUGGGAGAUGUUUAAGAUCUUUGUCGACUGGGACAUAGAUGAAAACAUCACUUCUUGUGUGACUAACUUCACCACAGGAAGCUUGCUUUUAAGUACUCUGCUGAUUACAUUCUUCAAGCUUAGGACAAUAGUGGACAUAAACGGAAAUCGCCUUAAACCAUUCUGUGGUUUCUACAUUGGUUGCAUUGCUUGUGCUCUAAGCUUCACCUUAGAUCUCACACACAUUGAUUCAAGACUUCCAUGGUUCCCCUGGAUUCUAAUGGAGAGGAAAGGGAAGACCGCUAUGUUCAUCAUCGGCUUUCAUUAUCGCAUUGGUUCUCUCAAAGAGGACAUACCACCCUGUCUGGAAUUUGUGAUAGAAUUUCAGUGCCUUGCAUCUUCAAAGGUGUACAUUAUACUGUCUCCUGCUUCAACUUCUUUCUGCUCAUGGUGAUCUCAGUAUCCCCCAAUUGGCUUGUGCAUCCUUCAGGGGAUAAAGCUUUUGUAAUGGGAUUUUGGACCUACUGUUUCCAUUCCCAAUGUGACAUCAUUUAUCAAACUACAAGAGAUCUGAAUAUUGUCCGGACACUUUUAGUAAUAGCUAUUUUAUGUUCCUUGGCUUCACUGGUCACAUCUCGGGCUCUUCUCAUGCGUUGUGUGCAGAGGAGCGUACCUGAAGGCAUGAUUUCUUCCAUAGCUAACUUCACUGCAGGAAGCUGUGUACUGGCCUGCCUUGUACUUACGGACAUGAAGCUUACAACUAUCAUGGAGCCGGAUAAAUCUGUGGACCUAUUGCUGCAUAAGGAUUUCUACCGGGGUUGCGUCUCCUGUUCUUUGUGGUACCUCUUGGGUAAAUAAUAGACUCCAUGGAUAGCAAGCUUAUUAUGGUACAGGUACCAACUCUUUCUAGUGAGAAAGUUUGGGAUUGAUGUAGGUUCUGACCAUCACCUAGAGAUAUCUUCAUCUCUCCCUGCAGUAUUUCCCAUGUAGUACUUGAACCAUAUGGACAACUACAGGCAUUCUGUUGUGCGAACUAUACAUGGGAUCCUGGAACCAGAUUGGACAAUGGACAAUCCAAGUGGUGAUGUCAGCUUCCCAGAAGCCCUUCAUGGUGUUGGGCUAGCCUCCUGUACGUCUGCAUGAGACAGACAUAUACACUCCUAUCCAGUAACCAGCCCCUUUUGAAGAGGAACGUUUUGAGACUAUUGUGUGACCCAAGUUGAAGUUUUGGACAACUUGAUAUUUCUGUCUGGCAGUGUUGGACACUUUGUCAUUUCUGUAAGGAAAAAAGCAAAAUCCAGCUUCAUUUCCAAUACAAUCAUAUCCUCAUUUUACUUACACCGAGUCUCACUAAAAGAUUUCUCUUUUCAAAUGAAUUUGAUGGUUCCCAUCCUGAAGUCCAAUUAUAAAUCUGAAUGUUAGAUGGUUGUGAAAAUAUCUAUGUGCAUGUAUAAACUUCGAGUCUACGCUAA
Messenger RNA from Anolis carolinensis (green anole), 1868 nucleotides. RefSeq lists its product as uncharacterized. The record is from RefSeq and is a predicted model, not a curated record. The transcript is spliced from 9 exons. Lineage: Eukaryota; Metazoa; Chordata; Lepidosauria; Squamata; Anolidae. The coding region runs from base 35 to 850 and encodes 271 amino acids.